Messenger RNA from Closterium sp. NIES-65, 930 nucleotides. Lineage: Eukaryota; Viridiplantae; Streptophyta; Zygnematophyceae; Desmidiales; Closteriaceae. The record is from the annotation of a GenBank genome assembly.
AUGUACACCCAAUACAAGCUAUUGGAUCUGGUGGAGGAGAAGGAGAAGAUGCCGGAGGCCGCGGAGCUGAAAGGAGCGUGGAUGAAGCGAUCGUUCGAUGCGUACAUGCUCAUGGUGCAAGCGGUUGGCGGACGACAACUUGACCACAUCAAGGACCUCUUGGGUGAUCCAGAGUGUGGCCCCAAGGCUUGGUGGAAGCUUCUCGAUGUGCACUCACCGACACAUGCUACCGGCAUCGUGCUACUCGCGCGGCGACUGCGCGACAUCAAGUUCGUUGAUGGAGAGCCGAUGCAACCGGUCGUGGAUUACAUUCGCGCGCGCAUCCUAGAGGAGGACUUGCGGCGGCGGAGUGUGGACCGCUCGGAGGAGGGGGCUGGCUAUGGAGUUGGAGGUGGAAAGAGUGGCUUCAAGAAGAAGUGGAAGGGCAAAAACAAGGACAACCCUAAGGAGGAUGGCGGCGGGGGUCAAGGGGAGGUGUGCUUCUACUGCAAGAAGCGCGGACAUCGUUGGCGGAAGUGCUACCAACGACCCAAGGAUUGGACCCCGCCUUCAUCGAGCAACCUGCAUGGUGGCAAGAGGAGUGGGGGAGUCAUGGGAGCUAGUGGAGAGGAGAAGGAGGAGGAGGAAGGCGGCAAAUCUGAGGAGCGGAAGGCCGGGUUCUUCUUUUUCGUGAACGAAGGCGCAACCGACCUCGCUAUGGCUGCCAAGCUGCACCUUGAGGAUCUCCCUGGGUCAGAGCUGACCAGUGACCACAGUGGCGGUGGUGAGCAGCAAGUUUCUGGUCCUGCUGGAGAGGAGGGGUCGGAGGAUGAGUCGGCACGUGUGGACUCUCCAUCUCAGCCUGAGCCUGCUGCAAACGCCAAGGUCACCAAGAGGAGUGUGCAGGGAGGAGCUUCACCACAUGGGCAGCAGACUGUAACCCGCGGAUGA